Phragmites australis (common reed) is the source of this 2503-nucleotide messenger RNA. RefSeq lists its product as uncharacterized. Lineage: Eukaryota; Viridiplantae; Streptophyta; Magnoliopsida; Poales; Poaceae. The transcript is spliced from 10 exons. Bases 295 to 2169 code for a protein of 624 amino acids. The record is from RefSeq and is a predicted model, not a curated record.
CCCGUCUUUCUCUUCUUCCCACCCCCGACCCCGAAAGCCCAACUCGAAAACGAAGGCGCCAAACCGAAUCGCCCCCAAACGCCCCCGCCUCCGCCCCCGCGCGACCAGCUUCGCAUCCGCAUCCGCCUCCCCCCUCCUCGCCGCCGCCGCGACGUCCGUCCACGCCGUCCGCCAGCACCCUCCCGCACCUCGCGUGGGCCCCCUCGGCGGCGUUCCCCGCCUCGCCCGGCCGCCCUCCGCGGUGCCGUGCUCGGCGGACCUCUGCUCUGUGGUCCAGGUUGGAUCAAAGGCCCAAUGCCUCUCUUCAAGAGGAAACCCUUCUCCUUGCUGGAGCCCCCUAAGGACUUGGAUCCUAAGGAGAAGGUGUUCCAAAUUCGGUUCUCGAAGGAAAUAUUCCGAGAUUAUCAAGAAUACCUUAAAAGGCUAAACCUUUAUCGUCAAAGGGUUUGGACAUGUAAGGUGUCUGGAAAAUCUAAUAUAACUUUUGAAGAAGCUUUGGUAUCUGAGCAUAAUGCGAUGGAGAAGGCUAAAAAAAUGCCAACUGAGUUGAUAGCUCAUGUUCUUCAGAUGACUCAAUACAGCACUCUUGGCUUACACGAGCUUGUCAACAAGAUAUAUGCUAGUCUGCAGGAAGAAGUAUUUGAGGGAAUAGAGUUACAUGCUAAAAAGGAUGGUUCUGAGGCACGUUGCAAGAUUUUGAAGAUUUUAGAUUCUGGUGACACAAAGAUGUACGAAGUGGGUUGGAUUUGUCAGGGCAAGACUGUGAUCAGCACGUCGGUAGUCAAAGCUGCAGAUUUGAUUCACCGGAGGGCACCUGUUAGCAGGAAUACACUGAAGAUUUUUAUUAGAGAUGCAACAUCACAAAGUACCCCGUGGAUUAUACAUGAGAAUCUUGCCAAAAAAUAUGGCAUACCCAUCGAGCCCCCUAACGACAUAAUGUUGCAAAAGAGAGGGAGAAAAAGACACGAGGAUGGAACUAUCCAAGAUGGGAGAAAAAAGUUAAAGAAAGAUGAAGGACUUACAAAUGUGCCAAUUAAGUAUCCAAUAGACGAUCUCUUAGUAAGGCCUACCGCAGAUGAUACUGUUUUAGUAAAGAGACCACCUCUGGCUACAGAUUUUAGAGUACCAAGAUGUUCUGUGGGGGAUCUCCUUAUGGUAUGGGACUUCUGCUCGUCUUUUGGGAGGCUCCUGAAUCUGUCCCUAUUUUCGCUAACAGAUCUGGAGAAUGCAAUUUGCCACAAAGAAAGCAAUGCUCUUCUUGUAGAAGUGCAUGCAGCAAUAUUUCACUUGCUUAUUAAGGAUGAAGGUGACUAUUUUACUAUUCUGCGGAACAAGAAACGGAAGCUAAAGGUAAAUUUAGUGACAUGGGCUGAAUAUCUAUGUGAUUUCUUGGAAUUGACAAAAAUUGAAGAACUCUCCAAUAACAUCACGACAGUAAGAAGGGGUUACUAUGGUCCUAUUGACACUGAUAUAAAGCUUAAGAUUCUCCGGGAAUUAGUGGAAGAAGCUGUUACAACUUCUGCCAUAAGAGAGAUACUAAGCGAGCGUGUGGACCAGAAACAAGCCCUUGCUGCAACAAAAAGAGAGAGUACCAGAAAGGAGAAAGAAGAUCAAACCUUAAACACUGAAAUUGCCAUGAAAAAUGAUAAUAAUCAGACAGAUGCUGUGCAAGAUGGCAAUGAGAGUGUUGAUGAGCAGGUUAGGGAAAAAGAAGAAAAGGAUAAGAGCAAUUUUUCUCGAAGCAAGACAGAAGGGAAACGGCAUAUGGUACGGAACCUUGAGACGGAGAUUGAGAAACUAUCCAUCCGUUCCAGCCCUCUCGGUAAAGACAGACAUUACAAUAGAUAUUGGUUUUUCAGGCGCGAAGGGAGGCUUUUUGUUGAAAAUGCAGAUUCCAGAGAAUGGGGUUACUACAGUACUAAGGAAGAGCUUGACACGCUCAUGGGCUCACUGGAUGUGAAAGGUAUAAGGGAGAGAGCUCUCAAACGGCAGCUAGAGAAGUUCUAUAAUAAGAUAAGCAAUGCCCUGGAGAAACGAUCAAAGGAUAUUGCAUACAAGAUAUUACUCGAAGAGGCUGUGCUGCGCCGUUCUACGCGAGUUCGGGCUCAACCAAAGGAUAACCCUUCCAUGGCAUUCCUCAAGUAUGUGAACAAAUGGAAGGAAAACUGAGCUACCAAAAGAUGACAGUUUGUCAGCAGAUUGGGGGAGCUAGGCUGCUACUGUUCAGUGUUUGCAGUAGGAAGCCACGUGUGCUUCGUAGGGUUGUCGAUGUGGCUUGCCAUUCCUCAUGGCUGGUAUUCGAGUCCUCACUAGAUAGUGAAACCUUAUUUAUAUUUCGACUCCAGUUUGUUUUUGGAUAUUGAGGCACAAAUUGAAUGUCCUUUCUUCCUCCACUGAACAUACACCUGGGGUAACUUAUCUUACAUGUAACCGUGAUGCGACUAUGAAAACAGUAGAAGCCUGUUGGCAAAUUGAAAACCUUAUUUGAUAAUUUGCCAAGAAA